UAAUGCGUUAAUAAAUUAGCUUCUUCAUUAACGAGUUAAAAAAAAUAUCAAUAGUGCGUUAAUGAUUUUUAGUCGUUUGGAACGCACUCAUGAUUGUCCGUCAUAGGAUUCACUAACACUAUCUGUAAAAAUAUAUAAUUUGUGGUCUGUGCUCACAGAACAAUAAACUGUGCAACACAUAAUCACACAUAAUACUAAUCUGUGGUGUAUGUAUGUAUGUUUGUGGUGUUUAUUUUGUGGUUUAUUUUAAAAUCUUUGAAUGGAAAAUUGAUUGCGUGCGUUUAACUUUAAUAAACUAUUUCGUCGAUUAGUUUGUGGUUGAGUUAAUCAUGUCUUUUAAUCCUGUUACUCAUGUAUUAUUUGAUAUGGACGGUUUGAUUCUCAAUACUGAAGACUUAUAUACCAUUGCUUUUCAAAAUAUAACGUCUCGGUAUGGAAAGGAGUAUACUUAUGAUUUAAAAGUAAAAUUAAUGGGAUCACAAUCGCAUGAAACUGCAGAGACUAUUAUAACACAUUUACAACUUCCGUUGACCCCAGAAGAAUUUAUGAAGGAAACUAAGAGUCAGUUUCAGUCGCUGUUCCCAAACACUCAAGUUUUACCAGGUGCAAGAAGACUUAUUGAGCAUCUGCACAAAAAAAAUAUACCUAUAGGACUGGCCACCAGUUCUAGCAAAGAGAGUUAUGAUCUAAAAACAGGUAAACACCAUCAGGAGCUCUUCGCAAUGUUUCCAUACAAAACCUUGGGCACUUCGGACCCUGAAGUAAAAAGGGGAAAGCCUUAUCCUGAUAUAUUCUUAGUAGCUGCAUCUAAGUUUCCAGAUAAACCUAGCCCCAGUAAGUGUCUAGUAUUUGAAGACGCAGUUAACGGCGUGAGAGCGGCGAGAGCUGCUGGAAUGCAAGUGGUAAUGGUGCCCGAUUCUCGCUUAGACAGAAAACUGACAGAGGAGGCGACCCUGGUGCUUAACAGCUUAGAGGAAUUCAGACCGGAGCUGUUUGGAUUACCUCCCUUCGAUGAUUAGAUAAAGAUGCGAGGUUUAAAAAAAAAGUUAUUUUGGUUAAGAAUAUAUAUAAAAUAGGUAGGCUGGUUGAAUAUAGACAAAUUUUACACAUUGCGGUUGGAACAG
Messenger RNA from Diatraea saccharalis (sugarcane borer), 1124 nucleotides. The record is from the annotation of a GenBank genome assembly. NCBI's taxonomy places the organism in Eukaryota, Metazoa, Arthropoda, Insecta, Lepidoptera, Crambidae.